Polistes canadensis is the source of this 1391-nucleotide messenger RNA. It is a transcript of the gene Dph5, whose product is annotated as diphthine methyl ester synthase. Gene Ontology annotation, biological process: protein histidyl modification to diphthamide. NCBI's taxonomy places the organism in Eukaryota, Metazoa, Arthropoda, Insecta, Hymenoptera, Vespidae. The record is from RefSeq and is a predicted model, not a curated record. The coding region runs from base 496 to 1353 and encodes 285 amino acids. The transcript is spliced from 4 exons. Gene Ontology annotation, molecular function: diphthine synthase activity.
UCCACUGGACGUGUACCUUGCGCGUUGAUCUUGUAGCCGAGGUACUCGACCUCGCAGGCACCGAAGGUGCAUUUGGAUAAAUUAAUAGUGAGGCCGAAUUUGCGUAACCUCUCAAAUAACGUGCGAAGGUGCCUUGUGUGCUCCUCCGGCGUUGACGACGCUACCGUGUUACAACAAACUGACACUAGAGAGCGCAUCGAGCGUAGAUUUGAAAAAAAGUAUCAAUAAUAUUUAUUGAUGACGUUUCUAUGUAUAAUUAUUAAGUUUUGCAUUAUCAUAAUUUAUUGAUAAUAAAUUUCUAUUUUUAUCAUUAUCACAAAAGUAAAUAUUAUAAUAAAUCUAUAAUGUUUUAUUUAUUUUAUUCUGUUAUGUCUUUUUUAUAUUUUUGUAUAUAAAAUAAUAUACAAGUACCACACACGUGAACAAAACACGUGGUUUUGUAUUUGAAUAUAUAAAUAAAGAAUUUAAUUAACAAAAAAUAAAAUAAUCAACAAGAUGUUGUACAUGAUCGGCUUAGGAUUAGGCGAUGCUAAAGAUAUUACUGUUAAAGGUCUUGAAAUAAUAAGAAAAUGUAGUCGUGUGUAUUUGGAAUCUUAUACAUCAAUUCUUUCUGUGAAUCAAAAAACUUUGGAAGAUUUUUAUGGUUGUUCUUUGAUCAUCGCAGACCGUGACUUAGUAGAAAGUGAUGCAGAUUCAAUACUGUCAAAUGUGGAGAACGAAGAAAUUGCAUUUUUAGUUGUUGGAGAUCCAUUCGGUGCAACAACGCAUACAGAUUUGGUAUUACGUGCACAAGAGAAAGGUGCUAAGGUACAAGUAAUCCACAAUGCAUCAAUUUUAAGCGCCAUAGGUUGUUGCGGUUUACAAUUAUAUUCUUUUGGAGAAACUGUAUCUAUUCCAUAUUGGACAGAAACAUGGCAACCUGAUAGUUUCUAUGAUAAAAUUGCAUCUAAUAGAAAAAGAGGUUUGCAUACGUUAUGUCUGUUAGAUAUCAAAGUAAAAGAACCUACAUUGGAGAGUAUUUUAAGUAAAAAGAAAGUAUAUAUGCCACCAAAAUUUAUGACAGUUGCUGAAGCAUCUGAUCAGUUAUCUUCUAUAUUAGAGAAAAAGAAAAAGGAUACCGAUGAAAAUUUAGCUUUUACAGAAAACAGUCUAGUGGUAGGAUUAGCUAGAAUAGGAUCGGACGAUCAGAAUAUAAUUGCCUGUUCAUUGCAAGAAAUGAAGAAAAUUGAUCUUGGAAAACCUCUACAUUCUUUAAUAAUUCCUGCUGAGAAACUACAUCCUCUUGAAAUUAAUUUCUUACGACAAUAUGCUAUUGAUAAGAUUCAAUUUGACGAAUCGGUAGCUCCUUGCUAAAUGUAUUAUUAAAAAUGAAUAAAAUAUUUAUAUAUCGA